Drosophila takahashii is the source of this 489-nucleotide messenger RNA. It is a transcript of the gene SIFa, whose product is annotated as neuropeptide SIFamide. Lineage: Eukaryota; Metazoa; Arthropoda; Insecta; Diptera; Drosophilidae. The record is from RefSeq and is a predicted model, not a curated record.
UUGGACCAGCCUUUGCACACUGCCCACGACGCCCAACGAAAACUGCAAGAUGGCUCUGCGAUUCACGCUCACUCUGCUCCUGGUCACGAUCCUCGUCACAGCCAUUCUGCUGGGCUCCAGCGAGGCUGCCUACAGGAAGCCUCCGUUCAACGGCAGCAUCUUCGGCAAGCGCAGCAGCCUGGACUACGACAGCGCCAAGAUGAGCGCCGUUUGCGAGGUGGCCAUGGAGGCGUGUCCCAUGUGGUUUCCCCAGAACGACAGCAAAUAGGACCACGCCCUGCAGCUCCGCCUCCAACUCCACCUCCAAGAACUGAUAUCGAGACUACUGACGCACCAGUCGCAUUCCUGCGGCUGAAUGGGGAAAUGCCGGGGACAUUAGAAAAGUCAUGUAUAAAAUUUAUAGUGUAAGCCGUGCAUAUAGAUACAUAGAUCUUAUGCCAUACGUAUACAUAUACAAUACUCAAUAAACUUACAGCACUGCUUCGAAAA